This is a messenger RNA of Biomphalaria glabrata, 3005 nucleotides long. RefSeq names its product glutathione S-transferase theta-2-like. The coding region runs from base 445 to 1152 and encodes 235 amino acids. Gene Ontology annotation, cellular component: cytoplasm. The transcript is spliced from 5 exons. Gene Ontology annotation, molecular function: glutathione transferase activity. The record is from RefSeq and is a predicted model, not a curated record. Gene Ontology annotation, biological process: glutathione metabolic process. NCBI's taxonomy places the organism in Eukaryota, Metazoa, Mollusca, Gastropoda, Planorbidae.
AUCUAGAUUAUUCAUUAUUCUAGAGAUCUUAAACUUAAAGCUCAUGUCUAGCUAGAUAGCUAGAUAUAUCAUUAUCAUAUAGAUCUAGAAUCUAGAUCUAAUAUAUAUAAUAUAAUUUUUUUAUAUAUAUACUUCAUAUACUAUAGUCUAUACUGAUAUUAGUGAUAUAGCUUUAGUAGACUCUAUUGUCUCUAUAGUCCAGACUCUAGAUUCUAUAUUUGGUUAAUUGGUAGAGAUACUAGAAGUAGAUAUCAAGGCAAUUUCCCCAUUGGGCAUCAAUAUUUACAAACUUCAAUUGUUGCCAGAUUGGCUUGAGACUACUAGAUCUAGAUUUUAAUCUGUUCAUGAUACAGAUCGACUAUUAAAAUAAUUACCAGAUCAAGAAAGCAGGAUUGAGAUUUUAAAUCUAGAUCUAUAUACGAUUUGAAGCAUUUUGUGACUUGUAUGAUUUGUCAAAUGCCUACUUUACGGCUGUAUUACGAUCUUCUUUCACAACCCUCUCGGGCAGUGUACAUAUUCCUAAGGCUGAAUAAUGUUCCCUUUGAGCCUAAGCCUGUUGCUCUCAGAAAAGAUGAACAUCAGACUGAUGAAUUUAAAAAGAUCAACCCGUUUUCACUUGUGCCAGUGGUAGAUGAUGAUGGCUUUCUACUUACAGAGAGCAUGGCCAUCUUAAAGUAUGUGAUUGGCAAAUAUGAGCUAGGAGAUCACUGGUUUCCUCAACAUAACCUAAAGAAACAAGCCAGAGUUGAGGAAUACCUUCACUGGCAUCAAUUUAACACAAGAGGAAUGUGUGCAAGUCUUUUCCAGCAGUUGCUAAUAAUUCCAAAAUCUACUGGAAAACCUGUCAACCAAGAAGAGGUGGAAAAGAUGAGGAAAAAAGUUUCUGAGGUCCUAAAACAACUUGAGACUUACUUUUUGAAAACACAAACCUACAUUGGAGGUGGGAAUGAAGUAUCUAUAGCUGACUUGUUUGCUGUUUGUGAAUUAAUGCAGCUGUAUGCCUGCCACGAACAUAGCCUCUAUGAGAAGUCUCCAAUCAUCAAGGCUUGGAUGGAUAGGGUCAAAAAUGAUACUAAUCCUUAUUUUGAUGAAGCUCAUAAAAUAAUAUAUAGAACUUUUGAUGUGUACAAACAGAUUGCUUCUAAAUUAUAAAUAUACAAUUAAAAAAUGAAUUAUAUUUCAAUAGGCCACAUUUUUAUUUUCUUAUAAGUAAAAAAAAAUAUCUCUCUGUAAUUAUUUUCUGCAUUCAUAAGGAAUUAUUCAUUUUUCCCAUUUGUAUUUCACUACCCUGUUAGGGUUAAACUUCAAUAAUGUUUUUGUUUUAAUCAGAAUAUGUUAUAAUUGGUAGAGAUAAAUGCAUGCCCUUUUUAUAUAACACCAAUUAAAGUUUAUGAAUCCAGAAAUUAAGUUAAUUUAAUGGAGUCAAAUCAAUGAUGGAGAAUCAGGAGAAAAGAGUUAAUAUUAUUAUAUAAGGCUAUAAGCUAGAGGUUUUGAAAAAUCAGUCAGUAUUUAUUUCCAUAAGGAUCAGUAACCAGUAACUAAGCUCAAACAUCAAAAAGGUAAUUAUUGUAGAAAUUAUUGUUUUCAAUUCACCAUGUUAUAAUGAGUACUUCUGCAAAAUUCUAUUUUUAACUAUUUUUUUCCCCUGCUGAGUGCUGUGGACUCUUGAGCAGUUUGUGCCUCAACCAUGUGUUGAAAGGUUUGAAGUGUCUGCCUAUUUAGAAGCAAUCCAUUGGGUGAUGAUGUUUAGUUUUCUAUUUCAGUCGCCAAUUAUUAUUGAAAGGUCAGCCAAGUUUUCCCUAGAUGAGGCUAUUGUGAUUAAAAGCCCUAGGUAAUUUUAGAAUUCAACUCCAUUCCAGAAUUGAACCUAUUACAUUAGACCAGCAGCUGAAUGCUUAAGCACCCGUUUGACAAUCAUAGAACACAUUUUUUUUUAUAUCAUACUUUAAUAAAGUAUGAUAAGUGAUGGUGAAUAACAACUAAUGCUGUUGUUCUAUCAAUCUACUAGAUCUAUAGAUUCUAUGUCUUAUGAUCUUUUGUUUAGUCUUGGAAUAUGGUUUUUAAGCAAAACUAUCUUUUGAUUAUAACAAAUGUUAAUUAAUUGAAAUUCUUUGUGCCUGAAAGCAUAUUUUUAUCUUUUUUUUUAAAAUAAGUACUAAUUAUAAAUGAGUCAUAUUUUUUUUUUAUCUAUUAUAGGGCAAUAAUUAUAUAGUACUUAAGUACCAACUCUGUGCUUAUUUAAUAUUUAAGGAUACUGUAAGUUAAAUGUAUAUCCAUACAGAAGAAAGCUGAAUUACAGAAACAAUUCUUUAAUUCAGCCUGAUAUAUAUAUAUAUAUUUAUUUAUUUAAGAUUUUAAGAUUGAUUUUGUUUCAACAAGCUACUGUUUUCAGCCUUAUAUAUAUAUAUGAUUGAUUUUGUAUCAACAGGCUUCUGUAUUAAGUUAAAAGAACAAAGUUUUAAAGAGCUUUUAUUUUGACUGAAUUUAAACUUAUUGCAUUUCUCUAUAUUAACCUUUGGAAAGAGCUCUUUUUUUUGUUCAGAAAUAUUUCUUGUAAUGUGAUGUCAUAGUAUGAAGAGACUAGUUCUCCCUCUUUUGGUUACUAUAUUUUUAAUGUACAAAUGUUGAUGCUGUAACAUACAACCAAAGUACACAAUUUAUUUGUAGACGAGUGGCCAAACUUUUCUUUCCAUACAUUGUCUAAGCUAAUUUAACAAUAACACUUCUAAAAUUGUUUACCCUCUGUACACAUAGAAUACUCUUAGAUGUAGUAGUUCAUAUUUUUUUUAAUGCUGAAAAAAAAAGGAUUUUAUAUAAACAGAAUUUAUGCAAAUUUAUAGCAAUUUUUUUGUUUUUAAUCACAUAAUAAAAAUUGUUUAAUACAUGAUAAAUAUGAGAAGUUAAAAACAAAAUGAAUUUAAUUUUGCAUAUUUUUUAUGUGAUGAACUUUUCAGCAACACUGCAUCUUGCAGAUACUAAUGAAUAAAAUUAAUCCUUUCAACUUA